Messenger RNA from Puntigrus tetrazona (Sumatra barb), 1646 nucleotides. RefSeq names its product family with sequence similarity 177 member A1 (gene fam177a1a). NCBI's taxonomy places the organism in Eukaryota, Metazoa, Chordata, Actinopteri, Cypriniformes, Cyprinidae. The transcript has 5 exons. The record is from RefSeq and is a predicted model, not a curated record. The coding region runs from base 72 to 686 and encodes 204 amino acids.
GACGUCACUUCCUGGUUUACGCUGCUAGGAGGAAGAGCUCAAAGAAAGCAACAGAAAGGACGGAAGAAGACAUGGCUGAACUGUCACUGUACCUCACGAACGUUAACGUGUCUCUGGGGCAAACUAUGGACACAGAAAAGAGUUCUACGGUGGUGAAGGAGUUUGAAAAUGUGGAACUUGGAGAUCUGGGCAAAAAGAAGCCAAAGAUUCCUCGCAGAACAAUCUACUUUGCAUCUGGUGAAACCAUGGAGGAGUACAGUACGGACGAAGAGGAUGAAGAAGAACCGGAGAAAGCGAAAACUUUGAGCACAGUGGAUACGUCGAAGUUGACCUGGGGACCGUAUGUCUGGUUCCAUAUGUGGAGAGUAGCUACCUCAACCAUCUCAGUUUGUGACUAUCUCGGAGAGAAAAUGGCCUCGCUGCUGGGAAUCACGACGCCAAAAUAUCAGUAUGCAAUUGAUGAGUACUACAGAAUGAAGAAAGAGGAGGAGGAAGAAGAAGAGGAGAACCGUCUCUCUGAGGAGGCAGAACGCCGUUUUGAGGAGCAGCACGCUCAGGAGGGCCAGCAGCCAAAGAUCGAGCAACCAGAAGCAACCGCUUCUUUUGUGAAUGUGACCUUUGAACUGGAGCAGGAAUCUCACUCUACAUCUGAUGCUAAUAAAGUGCCUGCCCCCAUUCCCUCCUAAAAUACUGUUUGGUCGAUUGAGCAUUAGAUGGUUUUUACCACAUUAACCUUAGACAUGAGGUGUCCUAGGUUUCUUUUUUGGAGGGGAAGUUUACACGAAGGUAACAUUGUUUAUGCAUAGCUGACAAUGGUUCUGCUUUUAAACGCAGAACUGUUUUAAUAAUCAUUUUACAAGCCAUACAUAAAACUAUGGAAGCUUAUUUCUGGUACGGAAUAAAAAAUAUACGUAAUACAAAAAAAGUCAUUGCGAAUUUACCUUAAAAUCUGAGGAAAGAAAUCUGAAAAAAGUCACACUUAGCAAACAAUCAGAGUGCAGUUUAGCAAGAUCUAUCUCUCUUAGAACACUGUGUAGAAAUGGGACUUGGCUCCAAGUUUUGCUACAGUAAGCACGUUUUCUUUCGAAAAUAUACAUAUUUUUAAUUCUGUGGUGGAAAUAAUGUUCCAUAGUCACAACAAUUCAUUAUACAUUUGUAUGAUUACAAACACCUAAAAAGCCUAAGAUAAGCACUGUAACAACUGCAUGGACUACCAAUCUUUUACAAUGCUGUAAAAUGUUAGUACUUAUAGUAGACAUUUCUAUGUUACUGGUGAUGUUAGGAGUUGUCAAACAAAUAGAGUAAACUGUCAGACGGGAAUAUUCCCUCUUUCUUAAGUCAUAGCCUUCAGAGCUGACAACUUUCAAGAAGUUAUUUUUGUAACCAAAUAUUCUUCGUACGUGAGCACCUUAUUUUUGGUGUGCAUGUAAUUCUGUGCUUUAGCCAUGAGAUUUGAGUUGUCCGGCCUUCUGACACACACAGGAAAAAAAAAGCAUUUAAUUUUGAAGAGUGUGUAAUUUAUUUGUGUACAAUAAUUUUGUAUUAUGUUAUGUAGGUGAAAACGCGCCUACCUUUCUAUAACGUAGGUGAAAAAAUACAGUUUGUUUUGUACAUAUUACUUAAUAAACAGUUCAAUAUACAAAUGA